AUGAACGUGCAAGAUUAUGAUGAGUUAACUGCCUUCCUGGGAGCAUGGGGUCCCUUCCAGAAAACGAUAUUCUUUUUGCUGAGUGUCAUCAAUAUCCCGAACGGCUACACUACUCUCUCUAUGGUGUUCGUGGGAGACACCCCGCAGCACCAUUGCCGCCUGCCCGACUCUCCAAAUACCACCUUCGAAGGAAAUAACUCGUCACUGAACCUGAGUCUACGGAUCCCUAUUGAAGAAAGGGACGGUGAGCAAGUGUACAGUAGGUGUAGCAAGUUCAAAUCUCUUGAAGGAGACCGCUCCAGUGAGUCAGCCCGUGACAUAGAGCCCUGCGUUGACGGCUGGGUGUACAGCACAGAUAGAUACAUCUCUACAAUUGUCAGUGAGUGGAAUCUUGUUUGUGAUAAUAAAUGGAAAGGACCAUUUACAGCAUCAGUAUUUUUCUUGGGCAUGCUGUGUGGAUCAUUCAUCUCUGGACAAAUUUCAGACAGGUACGGGCGAAAACUCAUUCUGUUUGUAUCCAUGACUGUGCACACUGGCUCUAUCCUUCUCCUCGUGACCUCUCAGAGCUGGGCGAUGUUUGCUACCUUAUUCUUCAUUGUUGGCCUGGCCCAAAUUGCACGGUAUAUAGUGAUGUUCAUUUUAGGAAGUGAACUUCUUGGUAAAGCUGAAAGGAUUGCUUUUGGAACCAUUGGAGUCUGCCUAUUUUAUGCAGUGGGUUAUGUGGUUCUACCGAUUUUUGCGUAUUUUAUUCGGGACUGGCGGAUGUUAUUGGUGGCCUUGUCGCUUCCUCAAAUCCUUUAUGUUCCUCUCUGGUGGUUUAUACCAGAAUCUCCAAGAUGGCUGCUCUCUCAGGGUCGAGUGGAAGAAGCAAUAGUGAUCUUAAAAGCCGCUGCUAAAAGAAAUGGCAUUACGAUGACUGCAGGGAUGUUUGAGAAUAUAGGAAACCGAGAAUCAAUUCUGCCAAAUGAAAAUACACAUGCAGUCACUUACUUGGAUUUGGUUCGGACUUCCAAUAUCAGAAACAUCACGAUAUUUGCAGUCCUUGUAUGGAUGAUUUCUUCAGUGGGUUACUUUGGCUUAUCCUUCAACAUGCCCAAUAUGCAUGGAGACCCGUAUAUCAACUGUUUUAUCUCUGCAGUGAUUGAAAUACCAUCCUAUGUGAUAGCGUGGAUAUUGCUGCGUGUGUCACCUCGUCGGAUCUCCCUUGCUUGCAUUGUGGUGUGUAGUGGAAUUAUGCUGCUGUUGAUCCAGAUUGUACCUUCGAGUUACUAUGUGCUUAUUAUGACAAUGGCAAUGGUUGGUAAAUUCGGAUAUGCGGCAGCGUUCUCUAUGAUCUACGUUUUCUCCACUGAACUGUAUCCAACUGUAGUGAGGAGUAUGGGUGUUGCAGCUUGUUCCAUGGCAGCCAUGAUUUCCACCAUAAUAUCCCCGUAUUUUGCUUAUCUGGGGAUGUAUAAUAAAGUAUUGCCAUUCAUCUUAAUGGGAAGCUUAUCGAUAAUAGCUGGAAUGUUCUGCUUGGUGCUGCCUGAAACAUAUGGCCAGCCUUUUUCACAGACUAUUGAUCAAGUGCAACCAGUUGUCUGUUGUACGGCAUCAAGGGAAGAUGAUGUCACAGAAGCAGAAAAGGAUAAAAAUGCUGGAAACGAGCAAACCUUGAACUGUGAAAUGGAAUCUAUCUGAUUUUGAUUUUGUAAAAUUUGGAUUUAU
Hemiscyllium ocellatum (epaulette shark) is the source of this 1707-nucleotide messenger RNA. RefSeq names its product solute carrier family 22 member 4-like. Bases 1 to 1680 code for a protein of 559 amino acids. The record is from RefSeq and is a predicted model, not a curated record. Gene Ontology annotation, biological process: transmembrane transport. NCBI's taxonomy places the organism in Eukaryota, Metazoa, Chordata, Chondrichthyes, Orectolobiformes, Hemiscylliidae. Gene Ontology annotation, cellular component: membrane. Gene Ontology annotation, molecular function: transmembrane transporter activity. The transcript has 10 exons.